Molecule: messenger RNA, 3227 nt
Organism: Drosophila sulfurigaster albostrigata
Lineage: Eukaryota; Metazoa; Arthropoda; Insecta; Diptera; Drosophilidae
Exons: 2
Coding region: 2608-3225 (205 amino acids)
Biological process (GO): regulation of transcription by RNA polymerase II
Cellular component (GO): transcription regulator complex; nucleus
Source: RefSeq, a predicted model, not a curated record
AUGAUAUAUAUCCGAUAUAUACCAAGAAAAGUUCGGUAUGCUUCAGAUAAAAAUGAGUAAAAAGAAAAAACAGUCAAAUCAAAAAGAGAAAAUACGCUUCAAGAACAAAAAUUCUGAAACGAUUGUUCGUUGUGAAGAAUUAUAAAAGAAAAGUUAUCAAAAUUUUAACUUUAAGUUUUCAAUGUUUUCUAUGCAUUUUUAUCAGAUCAACCGAGAAAAGUUUGAUAUGAUUCAGUUUAAAAGGAGUUAAAACAAAGUCAAGUGAUGUGACAAAAGUGAAUCACUAAAAUAAGAUAGAAACGAAAUUUUUCUCUUCGAUUUGGAAAUCAACUUAUUAACAAAUUCAUCAUCUUAAAUACUGAAUUUCGAGAUGUUUGUUCGAAGAAUUGUGAAUGAAAGGAUGAAUUAUUAAAAUUUAGAUUCUGCUUGAUUUUCCAAUACUUUCUUUGAAAUUCUAUCAGAUCUACCAAGAAAAGUUUGAUGUGAUUUAGUUAAAAAAUGAGUAAAGAAAAAGUCAAGUGAUGUGAAUAUGAGAGAAAAAGGAAAAAGGAUUUUUUUUCUUCAAGUUGCAAAUCAACUUAUAAGCAAAUUUUUCAUGAAAACGAAAAACUUAGUAACAAAUUUGUUCAUUUUAAAUAUUCAACAAUGAAUGGAUUGUGAAAGGAUGAAUAUUUAAAUGGAAACGUAAUUUUUCAAUACCAGCUCGAUAUGCUUGUCAAUUGAUUUGACGAAGGUGAGACGUAAAAAUAAUGAGGAAAGUUGAAAAAAGUUGGAGAACAACUUAUUAAAAGUGCAUUAUACUAUCUAUAUCUUUAUUAUGGAAUGCUUUUUCUAAUGAUAUAGAAAUUCUUAAUUCAAAUUUGAAUUUGAAAACAUUUUUCUAAUAAUUAUACUAUCUAUAUCUUUAUUAUGGAAUGAUUUUUCUAAUGAUAUAGAAAUUCUUUAUUCAAAUUUUGAUGUGAAUCUUUCAGACAAUAUUAAUUAUUGAACUUGCGAGUUUUGUUAAAGCAAAGUAUGAACAAAUUAUAAUUGACAGUUUGCUGCAAAGGCAAAUAGAAAAGUAAGUUACCCGAUGUGGAAGAAGAUAAAGCAAUAUAAAGCUCAAUACUUGAAAACUUGAGAAGGAGGAAAGAAGAAGAGAUGAUAUAGAAUUUGUUGAAUUUGAAGUGAGGUGAUUCACAACAUAAUUGGGGUGUCUUUGGCAACUGAAAUCGCCUUCUCGACUGCGUGUGCAAAAAAUGUAUAUUUAUUGACUUGUGCGAAUACAAUUUUAACCAAAAUAAAUGCAGUAGUAUUUCAAAAAGCGUGGAGAGGAAGAAGAACAAAGAGAGUGAAAGCUGGGGUUAAAUUGAAUGAGAGUGUGAAAGUGUGUGCAUGUGUGUGUGUGUGUAGAGGAGCUCACAUCGAUCGUUGUUGUUAGAGUAGUGUAUGGAUCUAUUUGUCAAAUCAAUUCGAUAUUUUUUCUGCAAUUAAUUUUCUAAUAGUUUCGUGUGAAUUUUGUUCAAUUUGUUUUAUGGAAGAGCGUGCCUGUGAUACGAUGUGAGCUGCCUGUGAGAGGGAGAGGGGUUGGGGUUGGGGCAGGGAGGGGAAGGUACAAUAAUUAAAAGAAAAGAAAAGAAAAUGUGUAGAACUUUAGUUAAAUACAAUUAAAAACAAUUUAUGUUCAUUGAAACAUGCAAUGCAAUCUACUUGGUAAUUAGUUUUGUUUUAUUUUUGAUUUGAUUCAAAUUGUGCGAUCAAUGCACAACUCUGUACUUCAAUAAUAAUGAAAUAACAAUAUGUACAUGUGUAUAGUACAUACUCGAGACACUGUGUUAAAUUCUAAUACUAUAAUAACUCUUAUUUCAAUUGAUACCUGACUAUAACUAUGUAUAACUAAACUAAAACUACCGCUAUUAACAAAUUUUCAAUCUAGUUGGUAAACGAAACAAACAUAAAUAAUGUACACACCCGACACCAACACCAAUAAACACAAACAUACACACACACACACACUAAAAAGCAAAUCUUUUUUUUAUUUUUCUUGAAUAUUUGUUUAACUGUUUUUAAGUAGUGAGCUUAAUGUGCCCAGUCAAUAGCAAUUAUACAAGUAUAACACCAAUAUACAACAAAUGAUUCAAAUAAAGGGUUUUGUGUUUUUAAUCCAAAAACAAAAUACUAUAAAUAGACAAAAAAAAAAGACUUUAAUAUGGAUGCGAUAUCGAAAAGAAGCUGGAUGGAAUCUUAUCUUAUCAAAAUCUUUAUUCAAAUAACAUUUGCUACUUUUAAUUUUAAUGAUUCAAAAUCUUUUAAUAAUUGAAUUGCCUAAUGAUCCUACCACAAUCAAAAGCCAACACUGCGUAUGUGUAAUAUGGAUUCCACUCGAAAUCACUCAAAUCCUCAAAACACAAACUGCUGUUUCGAUUCCAUUUGUUUCCUUGCUUUGCUGUUUAGGCAUUCAAUUCCCCUGCUCGUUCGCACACACAGCGAAAGUAUUAAAACAUGUUGUCGUUCCAGUCACACUAAUAAGGCAAGGCAAGCAAAACGAAACGAAAAGAAAACAAAGCAGAAAAACAUGUUUUGCUCUCGCACUUGCCGCAGUUGGCGGGUGAGUGAAGUUGUUGCAACAUGGAUCUAGACGCGGAGCAAUUAAUCUUUUUGAUUGAGUCAAGAAAACCCAUAUAUAAUUACAAAAGCAAGGAUCAUGCAAAUAAAGAAAUAACCGACAAGCUAUGGCGACAAAUCGCAAAGGAAAUGAAUUGUGAAGUAUCCGAUUGUAAAAGUAAAUGGACUGUUUUACGUAAUUCAUAUGCCAGAUAUUUGCGAGAUGAGCGACAUGGCUCGAGACUGAACUUGAGUGGAAAGCGAAAAAAGAAAUGGUAUUUGGCCGAUUCUAUGGCUUUCCUAAAGGACUAUGUGCAUCAACAGCAUCCCGUUGCCGCCUUGGAUAGCCAAGAUACAAGUAGCAUAAGUUCUGAAUCAAAAAUGCGCUCAUCCAGAACAUUCGCAGUGUCAACUAAAAAGAUCAAGACGGAAAUGGUUAAAUCAUCGAGUGAAUGCUUUAAGCCAAUGGCACAGGAGACAACAACGGAGUCUUCAAGUGGUUUGUUUUUCAAAAGUCUAUUGAUGGACUACGAUCAAUUAAGUAGUAGACAGCAACGUUCGUUCAGAUUGGCAAUGUUGACAAAAAUGAACGAGUUGCAAGAGGAGGCUGAGAAUGAAACUGAAGUUGAUUGGCAAGAUUGAAU